GCGCUGCGCGUACACGCGCGGCGCGGCCGCCGCCGAGGCCCUCGAGCUCCUCGCCGUGCUCGCCGUGUCCGGCGACGCGGGCUACGACGCCGCGCUCGGCGCGCUCGAGGACCUCGCCGCGGCGCGGGGCGACGGCGCGCCGCUCGAGGCCGUCGUCGAGCUCCUCGGCGCCGGCGCGCGGGGGCUCGCGUUCCGCCGCGACGUCAUGCUCUUCGUGAACACGCUCGUCAACGGCGCGCCGAGCCUCGAGCGGCGCGUCGCCGUCCGCGCGGACCUCGUGGCCGCGGGGGUGCUCGCCGCGACGGCCGCGCUCAAGGACGCCGUCGUCGCCGAGGGCGCGGGCGACGGCGGCGCGGACGAUGCCGUCGAGCUCGACGUGCAACUCCAGGUCUUCGACGCCGUCUUCGACAACGACCGCGCGGCCUGCGCGCGGGCCGGGCCCGCGGGCGCCGUGGGGCUCGACGACGCCGCCUCCGUGUUCGAAGCCGCGACGCGCGCGUUCGCCGCCGCGGGCGCGGCGUCGGAGCUCCUCGCGCUCCUCCGGAGCCUCGCGGCCUGCCCGCUGUCGCGCGCCGCCGGCCGCGCGGCCUUCGGGGCCGUGGCGCGCGCGGCGGCGGCGGCCGUCGUCGGCGCGCCCGCGCCCUCGCUCGACGACGCGGGCGCCGCGAUCGACGCGGCCGCCGCCCUGAGCGACGCGGACGCCGCGCUCGCCGCCGCGCGCGCCGAG
Messenger RNA from Aureococcus anophagefferens, 727 nucleotides. RefSeq lists its product as hypothetical. NCBI's taxonomy places the organism in Eukaryota, Pelagophyceae, Pelagomonadales, Pelagomonadaceae. The record is from RefSeq and is a predicted model, not a curated record. The transcript is spliced from 2 exons. Gene Ontology annotation, biological process: cellular component organization. Gene Ontology annotation, molecular function: actin binding. The annotation marks the transcript as partial.